AUGGCGCAGCCCGCGCGUGUCCCGGUAAUCUACCUCAGCGGCUUCAGCUGCAUCCCCAGCGACAAGGAAUACUUUGUAGCACAGCAAGCAACCGGGAGCCUGACACCGUAUUGGUUUGAAGAGCGAGUGGCAUACGAGAUUGCGGGCGCACAAGGAGAAAGGCAGAGUGCGAUAGCGAGGAGACUGAAGAGAGACGGAUCCAUUCGACGGGUUUCCAACUACAAUGAGAAGGCGAAGGCGAAGGCGAAGGGCAGGUUGUUGGAAGCGAAAGAGGGCGGAAAUGAUAAAGGGGUAGGGGGUAGCGAGGAGCAAGUCAAGGAGACAGAGAAAGAGAAGGCGAGGGAGAACAAGACAGCGCGAGAGAAAACAUCAUCUCUGCGCCUAUCUCUUCUGUCAAGAUCAAAAGCCGCUGUGAAGAAGAAGCAUGCGAGUCUUAUCUCGGCACCAAAUCUUCUGGGCAAAGGACACCAAGGAGACGAGGAAGAAAAAGAAGCAAGCAUACAGAUUAGCCAACAGCAAGAAAGCAAAGCCGCAGAGAGUAACGAAGAAGCGACAAUAAAGAAGAACGAGUUGACGAUAGAGGAGGAAGCGGGGAAAGAAGCGAAGCCAUCACCACCAGGACGAGCACGAAGACCAACCACGCCUCUUCUUCUUUUUCCUCCGCCGCCGCCGCCGCCGCGCAAGCGCCAACAACAUGUUCCACGCGGCACGGCACCCAUACCACUGCUGCAGGAUGCUCAACCACCAGCAGGAGCAGUGGUUUCGUCGCAACCUUUAGCCCAUGGCCAGCCUGGAAUGCAGUAUGCAGCGACUAAACCGAGUGUGAUACAAGAAGAUGCUUCGCGGGGUUUUGAAGAAGAGCAAGGGCAAGCAGAACAGGCUACACCGAGGCGUGGUUGGCGUACCUGUGCCAUCGCGAUGCGAUGUUGUGGUUGA
Exserohilum turcica Et28A is the source of this 936-nucleotide messenger RNA. RefSeq lists its product as uncharacterized. The record is from RefSeq and is a predicted model, not a curated record. Lineage: Eukaryota; Fungi; Ascomycota; Dothideomycetes; Pleosporales; Pleosporaceae. The coding region runs from base 1 to 936 and encodes 311 amino acids. The transcript has 2 exons.